UAUGGGUUGCAUGGCUAAGUCAGGCUCCGUUGCUUCGGAGGGUUGACUCCUAGGAUUUUUUUUUUUUUUUUUUUUUCUGAAGGAGGACGUCAAAAGUGCGAAGUGACUAGAUUUGGAGCCAGAGCGGAAAUCUAGGCAUUGGGAGUGGCUGACAGUAUGGACUCUGAAGGCUGACUGGCUGUAUUCAACUCAUGGCUCUGCCACUAAGUACAUGAACGUGGGCAAGUAAUUUGACGUCUCGCUGCUUCAGUUUCCUCAUCUGUGAAAUGGGAUAAUUAUUUUACCUACUUCAUAGGUUGAAAACCACUGGGAUUUGCAUAAACCACUCGACUGUCUGGCGAACGCUGAGCUGCUCUGUCAGUCCCGGGGGACUUUUCACAUUAGGUUCUUUGUAUUUUCACAGACAGGGCAAGUUCUACAUUUGAAGAUAAAGUGGCCCCGUGAAUAGGAAUGCCUGCCAAAAUACCAGAACUGGAGACCAUGGAUGAAGAUCAAAUAAUUAAAGAAGUCUUGGAUAAGUUUGUUAAUUGUCAUGAGCAAACAUACGAAGAAUUUCUGAGCACCUUUACUCAUCUUUCGAAAGAGGAUAAAGUGACCCAAAGAGGCUUAUUUGGAACCAGAUCUUCAGAAGACAUAUUUAUUUCAGUACAACUUACUCAUGAAAAUGAACCAAAUGAUCACCGCCUUAGGAGUAAAGCCAUCUUUUUUCAUACUUCAUCACAGUCUUCAGGAGAGGAACAGAUAGUGCUGGAUGAAGGCCAACAAGUUGGCAUUUCCUUUCAAGGUGAUCCAAAUUGGGCAGGAAAGGUGAAGGUAGAUAAUUUCCUAGAAGUAGAAGAUUUGGACAUGGAUGAAGAGAUUAAGCCCCAAAUGAGCAAGGCAGAUUUGCCGCUGCUGCCUGGGGAAGUGGAGGACGUAAGCACCCACAUUCCUUCCGGCAUUCCUCCCGCAACUGACAUUCCGCCCGCAGCCCAGCCUCUGACCCCUGCAGUCAAUCCAAGGCCCACGGUGGAAAGAGCGGACACGCAAAAGGAUGAGAUACUCGGGGAUGAAGUUCAGCCCUUUAAACUUGAUGAAGAAUUUGAUUAUGACACUGUGAUGCUAACCCCCAAGUUCACUCCUGCAGAGGUAGAAGCCAUCAAAGAACAACUAUCCAAGCACAAGCGCGAGAACACCAACGCGGACUUGGAGGAACCCCGUGACUGAUUCACCAAGACAUCUUCCUGUUUACAUUUAUUUUGUUCUUAUUCAAGCAAAAGUAGAAUAAAUGAUAAACCUACUG
Myotis brandtii (Brandt's bat) is the source of this 1282-nucleotide messenger RNA. RefSeq names its product chromosome unknown open reading frame, human C11orf74 (gene IFTAP). The record is from RefSeq and is a predicted model, not a curated record. The transcript has 9 exons. Gene Ontology annotation, biological process: acrosome reaction; spermatogenesis. Gene Ontology annotation, molecular function: intraciliary transport particle A binding. The coding region runs from base 451 to 1206 and encodes 251 amino acids. Lineage: Eukaryota; Metazoa; Chordata; Mammalia; Chiroptera; Vespertilionidae. Gene Ontology annotation, cellular component: 9+0 non-motile cilium; cytosol.